This is a messenger RNA of Cyclospora cayetanensis, 1794 nucleotides long. Its product is annotated as carnosine N-methyltransferase. Lineage: Eukaryota; Apicomplexa; Conoidasida; Eucoccidiorida; Eimeriidae. The coding region runs from base 1 to 1794 and encodes 597 amino acids. Gene Ontology annotation, molecular function: S-adenosylmethionine-dependent methyltransferase activity. The record is from RefSeq and is a predicted model, not a curated record. The transcript has 8 exons.
AUGGGAAAGCCACGAGGAGGGGGUACCAACGGGCGUAGGGGCCCCUCCGGCGCCAGCUAUGGCUCUGCAGAGGCCCCCUUUGGGAUACCUUUGGGGGAACCAACUGGGGGUGCCCCAAGGGGCCCCCUGGUAGGGCCUCAUUUUGGCACUGCAGCGGUGUCUCCAUCACCAUGUGCCCCCUUUCCACUCUCUCUGGAGACGGCGUCUUCGUGCUCAUCUCCCGAGACCCCUGCAGCUCCUAAAUAUCCCGAUAGGGACGCCUCCUCUUCGUCCAGCAAUUCCCCACCUUGUAUUGGCUCUUUGGGGUGUUGCCAAGAGAAUCUCUCCGAGGGUAUCGCAGACGGUGUUUCUGGAGAUUCUGCGGUGCAUCACCCCAUGGGCCUCCCCGGGGGCUCAAUGCAGCCUUGGGAAGUGGCAGAAGAGCUGCGGCACUUGGAAUCUGUACGGAGGGCCUUCUCCCUGUACGAGGCAGACUCUCUAUGUGAUGUUGCUCGGAUAGAGAAGCACCUAUUGUCUCUCAGCGAGGAGGACAGACAGUUGCUGGGGCCCCCAAGCCCGGAGGAGCGCGUGGCGGCUAUCAAGCAAGCAGUGGGUGUAAAUCAGCAGUUUAUUGAUAUCAUGCUUCUUGCUGCUGCCUAUGUAGGCCCAUGCACACCUCAUGAGGGAUCGGAGGCGUUUUCUGACACAGACCAGCACAGGCAACAAAUGCAGCAAGUGCAGCAGCAAUUGCAGCAACAGCAGGCAAAUAAGCAGCAAGUCAAACAAAACAAGGGACAACAGCUGAAUCGCAAGAGGAGGCGCAAGAAGCUGCAGCAGCAACAGCAGAGGCUGGAGGAGCAGAGCCAACACAAUCGAAAUAGCCAACAAGGGGAAGAAAGACAGUGUAGCGGUUGUUGCAGCAGCAGCAGUACUGAAAGCCGCCGUCUGCUGCUGGAAGCCGAGCAAGACGACCCAGAAAAGCUGACACGGAAUCUAAGCAAAGUGCGCAGUACACUGCGUCAAUUUGUGCGGGACUGGGCAGAAGAGGGUUCAGAGGAGCGAGAGGCAGCGUAUGGGCCCUUGCUCAGGGCCCUUGAGGAGCACUUACCAAUUACACCGGACAAAGAUCCACCUAGAAUUUUAUGCCCUGGAUCGGGUUUGGGUCGCUUGCCGUUUGAGGUGAUGCGGCGCGGUUACUCUUGCCAAGGCAAUGAGUUCUCCUAUUUCAUGCUCAUCGGAUCCGACUUCCUCUUGAACUCACGGCUGAGUCCCAAGUCUCUACCGUUGCAGCCCUACUGUCUUUCGACCUCAAACAGGCGAUGCGAAUCUGACCAUCUUGACGUUGUUUGGGUACCGGAUGUCGCACCCAGCGAACACGUCGCUCCAUCUGCUGACUUCUCCAUGUGCGCGGGAGAAUUUGUGGAGGUGUACGGAAGCCCAUCGAACUCUGUACCGGCCUCUGCACGUGUAUUUGACGGGGUCUUGACUUCCUUCUUUUUGGAUACUGCGCGAAAUGUUCUGGUGUAUAUUAAAACAAUCGCAAAGAUUGUUCGGCCGGGGGGGUUGUGGGCCAAUGUGGGGCCCCUCCUCUACCACUACGCCGAGAUGCCUCAUGAGAUGAGCGUAGAGUUUUCAGCCGAAGAGAUACUUAGAGUGAUCAAGAACUGGUUUAACUUGUUGAAGGUGGAGUGGCGUGACUGCUACUAUACGUCAAACAACAAGUCCAUGAUGCAGGUGCAGUACCACUGCCUUCACUUUGUGGCUAUCCGUAAUGAAAAGCCUUCACCUGAGCUCGCACCUGGCGUCACUGGCUGA